AUGUCUUACAAGUUAGCCAUUUGUCUAGUUGCCAUUUGCGCCAUUGCUUUCGUCCAUGGAUCAGAUGAAGAUGCCCUCCAGGACUUCUGUGUCCGUGACACAAACAGCAACACCAACGUCAAUGGAUUCAUUUGCAAGCCUGCAGCUGCAACUCUAGCCAGUGAUUUCAAGUUCCAGGGACUCCGGAACCCCGGGAACACCAACAACAAGCUGGGUUCAAUGGUCACCAAUGCAAAUGUUGGUGAAUUCCCGGGAAUCAACACUCUUGGAGUCUCUUUCGCGAGGAUCGAUUAUGCCCCUUACGGUGUCAAUCCCCCUCACGUCCACCCCCGAGGAACCGAGCUCCUGUUCGUCCAGCAAGGAACACUCUAUGUUGGAUUCGUGAGCACCACCAACAACACACUCUUCGCUCAAACUUUGCAUCCAGGGGAUCUCUUUGUGUUUCCGCGUGGCCUAGUUCACUUCCAGCUCAAUCUUGGAAAGACACCUGCUGUUGCUCUUGCGGGAUUCAAUUCCCAGAAUCCUGGAGUCACUCAGGUCGCGAAAGCAGUGUUUGCAUCUAAUCCUCCCAUUUACGAUGCCGUCAUCGAGAGGGCAUUCCAGAUCAAUCCCAACCUGAUCCAGCAGCUCAGGGACCUCAUCAAGAAGCUAGCAGCGCAAGGAUUGUCUGUGACAAUCAUCAACAUCGACAGCAUCCAUGAGAAUCUAACACGGACAUGGAAGCACAUCGAGCACCAGGACAUUCGCCUCGAAAAACUCAAGGCUCCCAAUGCAGACAACUUGAAUGAUGCCGCUGCUUUCAUGGAUCCCGUCUAUGAUCUGGAAGAAGUACUCACAGCCCUCCUCGAGAUCACAAGGCCUGUGUCAUCUCCUAUUUCUAUCGCCUCUCGGCUCCGCUCGCCGCUGCUAGAGCAGGGAUUCCUUCCGUUGCUUCUGGGCUGGAGCAGCGGCUUGGGCUUCCAUUCACUAUAG
Messenger RNA from Selaginella moellendorffii, 972 nucleotides. RefSeq names its product germin-like protein subfamily 1 member 16. NCBI's taxonomy places the organism in Eukaryota, Viridiplantae, Streptophyta, Lycopodiopsida, Selaginellales, Selaginellaceae. Gene Ontology annotation, molecular function: manganese ion binding. The coding region runs from base 1 to 972 and encodes 323 amino acids. The transcript has 2 exons. Gene Ontology annotation, cellular component: cell wall. The record is from RefSeq and is a predicted model, not a curated record.